AAGGGUCGAGGCGAGGGGGCUGGAAGCAGAGUGGACCCGAGUGGGCGGCAGAAAUCAGCCAAGGCAGCCGUCCCCUCACCCCAAGCACCAGCUCUCUCCUCCUGAGAUGUUCCACCAAGUUUGGGCAGCUCUGCUCUACCUCUACGGCCUUCUCUUUAACUCCACGUACCAGUGCCCUGAGCAUGGCCACCUGACAGCGCUGGGAGUGGACGAGACGCAGUCCCCAGAGCCCCACCUGGGCCUGUGGUACUUUAUUGCCGGAGCAGCCCCCACCAAAGAAGAGCUGGCCACGUUUGACUCGGUGGACAAUAUUGUCUUCAACAUGGCCGCCGGCCCUGCCCCAAGGCAGCUCCAGCUUCGGGCUGCUGUCCGCACGAAAAAUGGGGUCUGUGUGCCCCGGAAAUGGAUGUACCGCUUGACUGAAGGGCAAGGAAACACAGAACUCAGAACUGAAGGCCGCCCUGACAUGAAAACAGACCUCUUCACCAGCUCAUGUCCAGGAGGGAUCAUGCUGAAAGAGACGGGCCAGGGUUACCAGCGCUUUCUCCUCUACAACCGAUCGCCACACCCUUCAGAGAGGUGUGUGGAGGAAUUCCAGUCUCUGACCUCCUGCUUGGACUUCAAAGUCUUCUUAGUGACUCCCAGGAAUCAAGAGGCCUGCCAGCUGUCCAGUGAGUGACCCAGACCCGAGGUGGGAGCUGAGCCUGGAGGGGGAGCUGGAGACUCUCACCCCGCUCACGGAAAAUAAAGAUGAUUUUCCAGUC
This is a messenger RNA of Psammomys obesus (fat sand rat), 764 nucleotides long. It is a transcript of the gene Apom, whose product is annotated as apolipoprotein M. Bases 107 to 679 code for a protein of 190 amino acids. Gene Ontology annotation, cellular component: high-density lipoprotein particle; very-low-density lipoprotein particle; low-density lipoprotein particle. NCBI's taxonomy places the organism in Eukaryota, Metazoa, Chordata, Mammalia, Rodentia, Muridae. Gene Ontology annotation, biological process: cholesterol efflux; high-density lipoprotein particle assembly; high-density lipoprotein particle clearance. Gene Ontology annotation, molecular function: phospholipid binding; lipid carrier activity. The transcript has 6 exons. The record is from RefSeq and is a predicted model, not a curated record.